This is a messenger RNA of Cajanus cajan (pigeon pea), 1721 nucleotides long. Its product is annotated as putative protein S-acyltransferase 14. The record is from RefSeq and is a predicted model, not a curated record. Lineage: Eukaryota; Viridiplantae; Streptophyta; Magnoliopsida; Fabales; Fabaceae. Gene Ontology annotation, molecular function: palmitoyltransferase activity.
UGAUACCGAUACAAUGUCUUCUAUGAUCGGUAAUUUCAAGUUUUCCACGUUUCAGUCAUUGUCCAAAACAUUCCCAAUCUUCCGUCCAAUUCUGCAUAAACCCUAGAUUCACGCAAGUAAAAAAAAAACUUUUCUUUUUUCAUUCUCUCCAGAAUUGGAGCACUGCCAUAUCCUCCCGCGUGUUUCCUUGUUCGAGGACAUUGAUGAUUCUGCCGGUUCCGUCACCGGCAGCUGGUGUUGUGUUCCGCUUCUGGGAUCACCGCCAAGUGCGUAAAGGAACAAUCUUUUGGCGCUAAAUUGUGUUGUGAUUCCUCUUUUUUUUUUUCUUUUUUUUUUUUCUAGCCAUGUAUAGAUCCGGGGUUGUCAUGGGUUGGAACGUGUUUAAGUUUUGCACUUCCCUGAGAGGAUUAGGCUCGAUCAUGAUAUUGAUGGUUCUUGGGCUUGUGGGUGUUACCUAUUACGCUGUCGUUUUGACUAAUUAUGGACCUGCCUUGUUUCUCGGUGGCCUUGAUACUCUUAUCUCCUUGGCGGUGUUGAUUUUGUUUCAUUUUUUGUUGGUUAUGUUAUUGUGGAGUUACUUUGCUGUUGUGUUUACGGAUCCGGGGACUGUUCCUCAUAACUGGAAGCCUUCCGUUGAUGAGGAGAGAGGAGAGGUUGAUCCAUUAAAUGAGGUGGAAUUAAGUAAUCUGCAAUCUGAUCCUUCAAAUCAACGGAUUAGAUACUGUCGGAAGUGCAGCCAGCCCAAGCCACCCCGAUGUCAUCAUUGUUCUGUUUGUGGACGAUGUGUACUGAAGAUGGACCACCAUUGUGUUUGGGUAGUCAACUGUGUUGGGGCUUUGAAUUACAAGUAUUUCCUUCUUUUCUUGUUCUAUACUUUCCUUGAGACCACUCUUGUGACUAUAACAUUACUGCCACAAUUCAAAGCAUUCUUUACUGAUGGAGAAAUUCCUGGAACACCUGGCACUCUUGCCACAACUUUUCUCACUUUUGCUGCAGUUUUGAAUCUGGCCUUUUGCUUGAGUCUCUUGGGAUUUCUUGUCAUGCACAUGUUAUUGGUAGCUGCUAAUGCAACCACUAAUGAGAAGGCAUAUGAGAAGAGGACUGCUCCAAAAUGGCGUUAUGACCUUGGUCGUAGAAAAAAUUUUGAACAGGUGUUUGGGAUGGACAAGGGGUACUGGUUCAUCCCUGCUUAUUCAGAAGAAGAUAUAAGAAGGAUGCCUGUUCUUCAGGGCCUUGAGUAUCCAUCAACACCAGGCUUCAGCGCACAAGAGUUCUGAGAGCUAGCAUUGCCACAUCAUGAGAAACUGCAUUUACCUUUGUAACAGAAAACAUGGAGCAUCCAAAGCAUCUCCUUUUGGUUGCUGGGAGUCCCAGUAGCAAUUCAUUUGCGCAGGCACUUGGUAUGGUUGAUGUUAUUUUUCUUUCUCUGAUGAGACGUGUGGUUGCGCCAAUUUCAUAUGAUGAGCAAUGAGGAACAGGGUUUAAAGGUUUGACUAGUUAAUGUGUUCAAAUUCCUGAUGACGUUAUCUCAUUCAGGAUUAGGAUAUGUACAAGAAGGAAUUUUCUCCUGUUAAAUUUUUUUACCCUUCAUUGGUCAUACUGAUGUUGCUUGGAAUGUUUGUUGAUUAAGUUCUACAAUCAACUGUUCGUUGCAUAGAUGAUGUUCAAAUGUAAUUCAACUUUUACGUUAUUGUAAAUAUAUGCAAUUCAUGUUUCAUUUA